AUGAAUGGUAGAUUUCAUUCUCUUGCAAUGGGCGUCGGUGUAGAUUCGAAGCAAAUCGAGAAAGUUAGUUAUAGAGUUGUGGCAGAACCGCCAUCUCAUAUUAAAUUGGGCAAUAAUGAGCAAUUUGUCUAUAUAAAGCACAAACAAUUUCAUAAAGCAGAAGGUGUUGCAGGAAUUUUGAGCCAUCCAAAAUCAAUGCAAUAUGAUAGUUUACAAGAUAGAUUAAAGCAUGAAGACCAAUUUGCGUUACCACAACAUCGUUUGGUUUUAUUAGUUCAUGGACAUCAAGCUCAUAAGAAUAGUAAUUACCAGCCUAUUUUAGCUUCUAGAUUAACUGAUUUAGGGUUUUAUGCAUUAAGAAUUGAUUUUAGAGGUUUAGGAGAUUCUGAAGAUAGUAAAGAUAGUAAGAUUGGUAGAACAGUUGUACAAGAUACUGAAGAUAUCGAAACAAUUUGUGAAUUAGUGUCAGAUGAAAAUCUAUCGAAUGAAUUAUUCGGAUUACCAGUUACUUUAGAUGCUAUAGUUGCACAUUCAAGAGGUGUUAUCGCAAUGCUUGAAUUUUGCAGAAGACAUCCAGAAAGGUACAUCCCCAAUUUAAUUAAUUGUUCUGGUAGAUACGACGGUAAGGGAAUAAUACAAAAGAGACUCAAAUAUUCACCAAAUUGGAAAAAAGAUGGUGGAUUUUAUUGCGAUUUACCACGCCAUGGUGGUGUUUCUAAAGUUUGGAUUCCUCAUUCUGAAACUCUAAGUGCUGUUGAAUGUCCUUCACAUGCAUUCGGUUCUAUAAAUCAAAUGACAUCUAUAAUGUCAUGCUAUGGUACAUGUGAAGAAAUUAUACCGUUAAGCGCCGUUGCCAGUUAUUCCAAUAUGUUCCAAGGUAGGCAUCAUUUAGAAAUGAUUAGAGGUGCGACUCACAAUUUUUAUGGUUUACCUAGUGAUCCUAAUGCAAUGAACUUACCAUUACGUAAUGGAUUGGUUAAUUAUUGUUAUGUGGUUGCUGAUAGAGUUAUCGAAUACUUAUCAAAUGAAAAUCAAUUACAAAGAUUUUUUGAAAAGACUCAAUAUAUUAAGAAUGCAACUUUAAAUCCUGCAGAAAUUUUACCACGUUGGCCAUUACCGCAUAGUUUUUCCCACGUAUCAAAUUUUAGAGAUUUGGGUGGUUACGAAACCGUUUUUCAAAAGAGAAGAGUUAAAUCUGGUUGUUUUUACAGAUGUGCAAACAUUUGUGAUAUUACACCCCAGGCAUUAAAAUAUCUACAGACUAGAUUAGGUGUGGUGAAAAUUUUUGAUUUAAGAGCUCCUGAUGAAGCAAAAGAAAAUGGAUUACUACCGAACGAAGAACUUGUGCAUUCUUUACCAUUUAAUCGGGGUAUGAGUGUUUCACCCGAAAUGCUAGCUGAAAAGCAUAAAGGACUCUUAAUUUCAUCUUACAGUUUCCCCAAGGGUUAUAUGAUGAUUUUGAAAAAUUCUAUUGAUGAAAUUAGGAUUUUUUUCCAAUUCUUGCUCAAUAUGACCUCAGGCGAAGCUGUAGUUUUUCAUUGUACUGCAGGUAAAGAUCGUACUGGAAUCUUGGGUAUGCUUUUACUUUUAAUUCUAGGCGUAGAUGAAGAUACCAUUUCAAGAGAAUAUGAAUUGACAACAUUGGGAUUAAAGACAGAAACAAAAUUGAUUAAAAAAUUGGAAGCAAGAGGUGAUUUGUACUAUAGUAUGUUGGGCUCCAAUUCUGAAGAACUGGUUAAACAGUACAAAUUAACACCCAAAAAGAUGUGCCAGAACUUGUUAUCAUCACGCUAUGAGUCAAUGAGAUUUUUUAUCGAUGAUUUCUUUGAAGAGUACAAAAGUAUCGAUAAUUUCUUUCUUUACGAAUUGGAAUUUACCACUCAAGAUAUCGGCAAAUUAAGAGAUUUUUACUUGGAAGAGUAG
This is a messenger RNA of Zygosaccharomyces rouxii, 1923 nucleotides long. RefSeq lists its product as uncharacterized. Gene Ontology annotation, biological process: dephosphorylation. Gene Ontology annotation, molecular function: phosphoprotein phosphatase activity. The record is from RefSeq and is a predicted model, not a curated record. The coding region runs from base 1 to 1923 and encodes 640 amino acids. The transcript has a single exon. Lineage: Eukaryota; Fungi; Ascomycota; Saccharomycetes; Saccharomycetales; Saccharomycetaceae.